GAGGGUGAGAUGACGCCACGCUUCCUCAACUCGGUUCACUCCUACUCUGAGUCAACAACUCGACUCGCUAACCUCCCUCUUCAAAACCAAGAUCCUGGCUCCUCUUCCUCCACCAUCGCCCCUCGAAGUCGUAGCGUGCGAGAAUGGCAGAGGAUCCCAAACCUACGAUCGAGAUCAACAACCUCAAGUUCACGUAUCCCGGCAUCGAUGGUCACCCUCCGCCCGGUUCCACGCCUUUGAUCGACGACUUCUCUCUGUCUCUCUAUACUGGAGGCCGCUGCCUUCUAGUUGGCUCCAAUGGCGCCGGGAAGACGACAAUUCUGAAGAUAUUAGGAGGGAAACACAUGGUGGAGCCCCACAUGGUUCGAGUGCUCGGUAAAUCGGCUUUCCAUGAUACCGGUUUGACGUCGUCCGGUGAUCUCUGCUAUCUUGGUGGAGAGUGGAGGCGGGAUGUCGCUUUUGCUGGGUUUGAAGUUCCAAUACAAAUGGACAUUUCUGCAGAAAAAAUGAUAUUUGGUGUUUCAGGUAUUGAUCCACAGAGGAGAGCUGAACUCAUAAAGGUGUUAGAUAUUGAUCUAUCAUGGAGAAUGCACAAGGCAUCCGAUGGUCAGAGAAGACGUGUGCAAAUUUGUAUGGGCCUUCUGAAGCCAUUUAAGGUUCUCCUUCUUGAUGAAAUUACUGUUGACCUUGAUGUGCUAGCAAGGGCUGACCUUUUGAGGUUCCUUAGAAAGGAAUGUAAUGAACGGGGUGCUACAAUUAUAUAUGCAACCCAUAUAUUUGAUGGUCUUGAGGAUUGGCCUUCACAUAUAGUUUAUAUAGCUCAUGGGAGGUUGCAAUUGGCAAUGCCAAUACAGAAAGUUAAGGAGAUGAGCAAUUUGUCCCUGAUGAGAACCGUGGAAAGUUGGCUUAGGAAGGAGAGGGAUGAAGAAAGGAGGAGAAGAAAAGAGAGGAAAGCAAGUGGUCUUUUGAAAUUCGAAAAGAAAGUUGAGGGCACCCGAGUUGUUGGCGAUCCAGCCAGUAGUGUUGUUCGUGCAAUGAACAAUGGUUGGGCUGCAGGAAGGCUUCACUCAACUGUGGCAGGUGAGGAAAAUUUCUUAUUCAGCUCAAACCGCGUUUUGAGGCAGUAGUGGAUUUAUCCCACAACAAAUGCAAUUAGUGGAGACUGCCCUGGUAUACUUUGUUUAUGGGGUGACAUUGAAAUCCAUCAGUUUUAUUUUUAUUUUUAUUGUUUUUCUUAUUUUUUAUUCUAUUGCUCUAUUUUUAUCUUCUUUUUUCUCUUUGGGGUUAUCCCCCGGGGGAUUAGGUAUUCAGAUACCCCAGGUGAUGUAUCUUGUAUCAGAAUUUUAGAUCAGGUUUCUUGGAUGCUAAAUCACAAUACUUUCGUACUGAAGGAAGGUAUAGUUGUAAGUUGUGUAAGUUUUUUUUUUUUUUUUGGCUAAAUGCAUUGGUGCAAUGGCCAUAUCUCGAGCUGACAAGCAUGAAAACGAAUUCAAGUUGAGAUCAUUUACUUCA
Nelumbo nucifera (sacred lotus) is the source of this 1512-nucleotide messenger RNA. RefSeq names its product non-intrinsic ABC protein 9 (gene ABCI20). Gene Ontology annotation, molecular function: ATP binding; ATP hydrolysis activity. Lineage: Eukaryota; Viridiplantae; Streptophyta; Magnoliopsida; Proteales; Nelumbonaceae. The record is from RefSeq and is a predicted model, not a curated record.